Messenger RNA from Trichomycterus rosablanca, 16093 nucleotides. Its product is annotated as KIAA1109 ortholog. NCBI's taxonomy places the organism in Eukaryota, Metazoa, Chordata, Actinopteri, Siluriformes, Trichomycteridae. The transcript has 87 exons. The record is from RefSeq and is a predicted model, not a curated record. Bases 105 to 15212 code for a protein of 5035 amino acids. Gene Ontology annotation, biological process: synaptic vesicle endocytosis.
GCUAAGGGGAAAACAAGAAAGGGGCCUCUAAGGAUUAUUAUGGUGACAUGAUAAUUAAUUCCUGACUUUGCAAUACGUGGUUUCGUCCACAGAGAAGCCUAACCAUGAACAGCAAUUCUAACAACAGCCUGAGUCCAAAUGCCUUGGACGACUACCUUGUUAAACACCAAUCCAGUUUGAUGUGGCUACUUGUAGCCACUAUUCUUUCCUGUGGAUGGAUUAUAUACUUAACAUACUACAACUCUCGUAACAUUGGACUCAUCCUUACCCUUAUUAUUAACAGACUCUACAAAAAUGGAUACAUUCAUAUCGGCUCCUUCUCCUUUUCCGUGCUGUCUGGAAAGGUCAUGUUCCGAGAUGUUUACUACAUCAACGAGGACAUGUCCAUUAGAAUUCAAGAUGGCUUUCUUAUAUUUCGCUGGUGGAAGAUGUAUAACCCUAAACAAAAGCAGCAUGACCCAAAGGCAGAGACACGGCUGUAUGUCACAGUUAAUGGCUUUGAAUUCCACGUAUACAAUCGGACAGACCUGUAUGCACGCUUGCAGGAUAUGUUUGGCUUGGAGCCCACUCUUAUCCCUCCACGGCAAGAUGGAGAGAAGGACAAAAAGGAGCAAAACAAAACGCUUGACAGUGUUAACAUCAAAGCUGAAUCUCAGGAUGUGGCUUCAUCAUGGAGGUCUCUCAUACCUGUCAUUAAAGUCAACAUAAGCACAGGUCGAGUAGCAUUUGGAAACAACUACCUUUCUCACACUCUGUGCAUGCAUUUUGAUGAUGCCCUCCUGACUUACACCACCAAGCCUCCCAGUAGCCAUUUGGAUCAGUUCAUGCACAUAGUAAAGGGCUCACUGGAAAAUGUGCGUGUGAUGCUAGUGCCCAGCCCCCGAUACCUUGGUCUGCAGAAUGAUGAGCCACCUAGACUCAUGGGAGAGGGGUUUGUUGUUAUGCAGUCAAAUGAUGUUGACAUCUACUAUUACCAAGAUGAACCAGGUUUGGUCCCUGAGGAGUUAGAAAACGGGGAUGCAGACGCUUCCUCCGAGGGUACUAAGUUGCAGGAUCUGCCUCCAUGCUGGGGCUUAGAUAUAGUAUGUGGAAAAGGAACAGAUUUUAAUUAUGGACCAUGGGCUGACAGACAGAGGGACAGUCUGUGGAAAUUCUUUCUGCCUGCAGACUAUCAGCCAAUGAAAGUAAGCGAUGUUGCCACUCCAGGAAAACCCAGGCAAAUCCAGGCAUUUGAACUGCGCAUGAACAUCAUAGCAGAUGCUACCAUAGACCUGCUGUUUACCAAAAAUAGGGAGACAAAUGCUAUUCAUGUCAAUGUUGGUGCUGGUUCUUAUUUGGAGGUCAACAUUCCUAUGACAGUAGGGGAAAAUGGAUAUUCUCCUACUGUUAAAGGGCAGUUACUGCAUGUGGACACCACCAGCAGCAUGCAAUACAGGACUCUACUGGAGGCUGAGAUGCUGGCUUUCCAUGUGAUAGCCAGUUACCCACGUGUAUGGAAUAUGCCCCAGUCCUGGCAGUGUGACAUUGAAGUGUAUAAAGCCACUUACCAUUUCAUCUAUGCACAAAAAAACUUCUUCACAGAUCUAAUCCAAGACUGGUCUAGUGAUAGUGAGCCGGAUAUCUACUCAUUUGUUCCAUAUUCCUGGAAGUUCAACGUGCAUUUCCACCAGUUUGAAAUGAUAUGGGCCUCCAAUCAGCACAACUGGAUUGACUGUUCAACAAAACAACAAGAGAAUGUGUAUCUUGCUGCCUGUGGAGAAACACUGAAUAUUGACUUCACUUUACCUUUUCACGAGUUUGUUCCUGUUACCUGUAACACAUGUUUUUGUUUGAAAGCAGAAGACACAGAUAUGAGGCUUUGUUUGCCUGACUGCCACCCUAGCCGAUACCCCUUACUCACUCUUGCAAAGAACUAUCAGUACACCAAGUGUCCACAAGACAAUAGCAUGCCAGCGGAGACCCAUGGGGCGCCACCAAAAAUCAACAAAACUCGCUGGAGAAACAUGACCAAUGCGGAGGCUGGAUGGGUAGACUGCUGGAGUGUGCCAAAUUUCCAGCUGAUUAUUGACUACACCUGGCAUCCCAUCUACCCUCAGAAAUCUGACCAGCAGCUCAAACGAUCCUUUUCUGAGAUGGAGGAGUCUAUGCUGUCAGCCCUACGACCCCCACAGAACUCCGCCUCUGUUUCACCUCCUCGUGUGCCAUCAGACCCCAGCCUGCUUCCCCCUGACAAGCUGCAUGUAGAGAUGGAGCUCAGCCCUGACUCUCACAUCAUCCUCUAUGGCCCCCUGCUCAGAGCCCUGCUUUCUAUCAAGGAAAAUUACUUUGGGGAGGAUGACAUGUACAGAGACUUUGAGGAGUCUUUGUCCAGCCCAGGACUAAGCUCAUUCUCCUCAUCAUCUGGCUGGACUGGAGUGGGUCUGGAAGAAAGCAAGCACAAAGACAAUUCCAACCCUCUAUCACUGCGCCCCUGGGAGAUCACUGUUCUUAUUAACUUGCACAAGGUCCACGGACGCCUGCCUAUGCACUGUAGCAGUGACAAUCCGGAGGGUCCGACAGGAUAUCUGGAGCGGCUGUGUUUCGAGAUGAAGAAAGGAUACAAAGAAACCAUGUUGCAGCUAAUUCUUUCACCGCUGCAUGUGUUUGUCAGUGAUAGUUACCAGCGACCUGCAGUGGAUGGGGUGUUGCGUGAUGGGCAUCUCAGCCUCUCGGGUCUACAGAUGCGAGCCCAUGCCAUGUUCUCAGCCGAAGGUUUACCAGCUGGUAGUGACACAAUUGAAUAUGCCUGGCUCAUUGAUGUACAGACCGGGGCUCUCACAGGCAAAGUUACUUUGCCACAGUGUGCCUCACUGCUGGAAUGGGGAGAGACGUUUUUAUUUCACGUAGUGUCACGUGAGUUCCAGCUAGAGCAGCCUAAAUCAUCGGUCACCUGUCAGCAUGGAGUCGACCAGAGAACCUGUGAUGCCAAGUAUGCAGCCUUGCCUGGACCUUGUCGGACGUCUGAGGACUUGAAGUACACCAUGACUCGGCUGACGGUGGAUGGAGCCCAGAUUUUCAUUGUGGAGCAUGGCUGUGCAGCUAACAUUAAGACGGGUGCUUUGCGGUUGGCUACCUGUAACCUGCACACCCCUGCAGUAGGUGAGGGCAUCAGCGCUGUUCUUCAGGAUGUUGUUAUUGCCCAGUUCAUUGAGCAGCAAGAAGUGGCAAGGCUUGGCCUGCCUCCUCCCAUUCUGCGCAGAUCUAAUUGGCUAGAAGCGGGUUCUGUGACCUUUAACCUCAUCACUGCUGACGUGGCGUUAGCUGCUGACCAUCCCGUCAAAUAUGAAGUGCAAAGACACUUCCUGGAACUGCAUGACAUGCGAACAAAGAGGCUGUGGUUCUUGUGGCCAGAGGAAACUUACAAACGAAGCAGAAACCGGUGCGGAUGUUUGGGUGGAUGUCGUUUCUUUGGUGGAUCGACGGGUAGUCUGGACUUCUUUCGGCUAGACGAAAUGACCCCCUCAUCAAGCUCCGCUUUCUCGACUGUCAAUGCUGAGAUUGACAUGAGCUAUGGCCAGUCACUUUUACAGCCUGGGGAGUGGAUAGUCACCAAGGAACCACCUAAAAUUCCUGAGACUAAAGGUGCAGGAAUGCGUAGGGAGACGUGUUCUCCCGCUCCAGCGCCUGACAUGGAAAGGCGUGGUCAGCAUCUCAGUCUACAGGUACCUCAGCGUUCUCACAGCUCUGCGUCUUCUUCUGAGGAAAACUCCUCCUGCAGUGCUGCCCUGCCACUUCUAGCAAACGAGCGAGAAAGCCCUUCCCCCUGUGCCGAGUUAAUGAAUGUAACAACUGAUGGUCCUGUCCCCGAAGCCCCACCACUUCGAUCUCCUCUGCGCUCACCCCUCAAGCGCCAGUCCUCUGUCCAUUCGGCACGCCUAGGUAGCACCAAAAGCCUAUCGGCCGCCGUCUUUGCGGAGAAAGUCCCGCCCCCUGCUGGUGUGCAGUUUAGCAGUGACGUGUCCCGAAGUGAUGAGAAUGUUUUGGACUCGCCGAGACAGCGCAGGAGCUACGGCUCUUUUCCCUUUACUCCCUCAGCAGAUUCCAGCACUUUCCAUCAGUACCGCUCGAUGGACUCCACCAUGUCUGUCGCAGAUAGCGAGGCUUACUUCAGUGCCAAUGAGGAAUUUGAACCAAUUAGCAGUGAUGAGGGGCCUGGUACAUACCCAGGGAGGAAACGCAGGCGAAGACAGCAAGGACAGCUUCAUAUCGAACACAGUCGCACCUCAAUCUACCACAGUGUAGAAGGACCCAUGUCGAUCUCCGAGUGCCGCCCCACUCUACUGCCUAGCCACACCUCUCAGGCCUCUUUUGUCUCUGCACUCGGAUUGGAGGAAGAGGGUUCCAUAGAAGCAGAGAGACCCGAGCCUGGCCUGCUAACAACACAGCCUCAUUUAAUGGCUUGUUACAGUAAUUAUCUUGCACAUUAUCAUGUGUCAAACUGGUCUGUCAAGCAGCCAACCAAUAAGAGGACAUCAAAGUCAUCCCUGCACCGCCCUCUUGACCUGGACACACCCACAAGUGAAGAAAGCUCUGCAUCUUUUGAUCAGUUGUCCAUUCCUGCUUUUAAGAUUGUGAAGGCAGGUCUCUCUGCCAGCUCUUUGUUGGACAGAGGGAUUCAGCUCAUGGGAGAUAUAAACAGCACCCCUUACACACCACUUGACAAGCGGGCAAUGGAAAACACAGACGAGGACACAAAUACAGAGGACUGGUCAAUGGAUCAGCCACUGACACAGACCAGGACCACUGCUAUUGUGGAGGUUAAAGGAGCGAUUAACGUGGUUCUUACUCCUCUAGUGGCUGAAGCUCUGGACAGGUACAUUGAGUCAAUGGUGCAUUUUGCCAGUAUCCGUCACCCAGCUUCCAUCCUGGAUGAUCUUCAUGCUAAAGUUCUGAAUGAAGCUUAUCAGAUCAGCAAGUCCACCGUACCUGAGUCUCAGAGUGCUGGAAAGCCAGAACAUAAGAUCUCUAAGACUGAAGGGCCACUGAACACACCUCACGGACAGACCGACCUGUCAGUCAAACCUGACAAUGUCAAAAUAAAGGGCUUGCAAGCCAAUGUUACCAUUCCAAAGGUGAACCUGUGUGUGCUGCAGGCUUCGGUUGAAGAGGGCUCUUCCACUAAUAAGAACAUCACACACACCUCUCUUGUGGCCCUUUGCUUUGAUAGAAUUGCAACUCAACUUCGAAUGAACAGGGGAAUCGUAGAGGACCCAGAGAAAUCCUCUGUAAUGAUGGAGAAGUUCUCAUCAGCCUCUAAGAUGGCACCUCAGUCCAGUGGCUCUCUACGCUCAAAUGCAGGGGUGGAAAAGGGCAAAGAGAUUGCAGCCCGGCUCAACAUCCACCGCAUACACAGCCAACUUCGUGGCCUUGAUUCAUCAGAUCUUGGUGUCUGCGCUAUAACUGCAAUCCCAUUUGAGAAAUCCAAAGUCCUGUUCAGUUUAGAGGAGACUGAUGACUUCGCAUUGGUGGACGAGACAGAACCACCACAUUCUACAGAUCAUAUUCAGGACCACACCUCUGACCCUGCAAGAUCUGGAGCAAGCUCUGAGAAAUGGGGCUGGAUCAUGUUUGAGUGUGGGAUUGAGAACCUUACCGUCAAAGGAGGCCGCCAGUCAGGGGCAGUUCUCUACAGUGCAUUCGGGGUGAUGGGUGGAGCUGACACAGCUGUUAAGGGAGGAGUUUCAAAAUCAAACGGUUCCAGUGGUUCUCAGACAGGAAGCGGUUAUAGCACUGAUGUAUCCGAUGACAACCUGCCAAAUGAUGCUCACAGUCCUGCUUCUGAGCCCAACAACUCUGACUCUGAUGAGCAGGAUGAAGGAGUGGAAUCUGAUGAUCUCAAAAAGGACCUUCCAUUACUGCCCCCUCCACCCGACUCCAGCAGCAUGAAACUUACCAUAAAAGAAAUCUGGUUCAGUUUUGCUGCGCCAACUAAUAUACGUUCUCAAACGCAGGCCAUGUCCAGGCAGCUGAAUUUAUUAAGCACAGCAACCCCUGCCGUUGGUGCAUGGCUGUUACCCAUUGACCAACUGAAGUCCACUUUACAGAAGCUGGACAUGGAGGCUACGCUGCGUGUGUGCGCUGUUAUGGGCUGCAUCAUGACCGAGGCCCUGGAGAAAAAAAGCAUUCAUAUUCCAUUCCGGAGCAAAUAUAACCGAGUGACAAAGCGAGCACGCUAUCUGCAUGAAAAUCCGUCCUGUUUACUGUGCAAUAUUUUACACCGCUACCUUCAACAAGCAGACUACAGCAUUAUAGAGGAGGCUACUAUGAAUGAUGGCCUGCCUGCUCUGGUCACACUGAAAAAAGGCCUGGUCGCACUUGCACGCCAGUGGAUGAUGUUCAUUGUCGUUACUCAGGCAUUUAAGGGAGUAGGUUUGCUACAGCCUAAUCAGCUGCCAAAACCCAAAGAGCCAGUUGAGAACGAUCCUGACCCUGCUCAGGGUGUGGACAGUGGAGGUGCCAUUCAGAGCGACACCAGUGCCGAUGGAGCAGAGUUUGAGUAUGAUGCAGGCACAGUCAGUGAACACACAAUGCUUUUGGAGGGUGUGUGUAGCCGACCGGCCCCCACUGGAAACUCUGCCCCUGUGAGUGGUGUUGAGAUCAUGAGGAAACUCUCUAAGUCACACACACACAACGAGUCGGGUCUCAGGAUCAGGGGUUCCCAUCCGUACCAGUCUCUGAGCUAUACAAGUGGAGACACCGCAGCUGAUUCGCCAGCUCAUGUGAGUCGGACAGGGCUACAGUCUAACAACAGCCCACGAAAGGAGUCGUUGCUGAGCUACCUGACAGGAAGCUUCCCCAGUUUACAUAAUCUUCUGGAAGCUACCCCUUCUCGCAAUAGUGAACAAGUGGCAGCCAAAAGCAGCUCUCUAACUCGCACAGGUAAUAGCCUGGGAACAGACAUGCUGACCGAGCAUCCUCUCUUGUCUGAGCCGCCUUCAGUCAGCUUCUACAACUGGAUGUCCAACGCUGUAGGAAAUCGCACAGGGGGCAAAGUCCAGGAGUCUCCCCUCAACCGCUCUCAGCACAACAGCCUGCAGACUGGGGGCAUGCUUCCAACCAUCCCUUCAGCAUCAGACUUUAACACAGUUUUGUCAAGUGAUCAAAACACCAUGGACACACACUCUCAGCACACCCACUCCCAACAAAGCAACAGCCAAGAUGACCUGCUUGAGCAGGACGAGAUCAACCUCUGCCCUGCUGCUGUUCAGCUGGCUGAUGCACAGGUGGUGUUUAAACCUCUGCUCAGUCACACUGGGAUCCAAUCUCAGGAUUCUCCUCCACUCAGCUAUAAGAUGUAUUUUGGGGAGCAUCUGUCAUUUAGCGGUACACUGGAGUGCUUGAGGGCAGACAUUGUGGACUCGGACACCAGCAAAUACAGGAAGAGCAAAAAAGCUCGCAGACAGGGCACAGUGAAUCUGCCGCCACUGGAGUUUAAGCCAGCAUUGAUGAUUGAGACGUUUAGUGUGAAUGCAGUGGUGCUGGAGAAGUGUAUGUCGUCGACAUGGGCCUCGUCAGCUAGCGCACUCUCCUUCCACGAGCUGAGCCGUCGCCCACAGGUCAGCGUCCACUGCCACUUCACCCUGGCCUGUCAGGCUAUCCGGCAGCACGUGGACAUGGCCCUAGUGCGGCUUAUCCAUCAGUUCAGCACCAUGAUUGAUGACAUCAAGGCCACACAGACAGACAUCAAGCUGAGCCGCUACACUGCAGGUUCAGCCUCCCCCACGCCCGCCUUUAAGGCACGACCACACGGGACCAUACGCUCCUCGGACUUUAGUCGCAGCUCCCGGGGGAGCCUGAAUGGCGCCACCCGCAUCAGCACACAAAAGAGCAAAAGGGCAGCUGCAGGGCCUGGCACAGACACGCUGACCAGAAACAGAGAGCCACGUGUCAGGACUUCGCUGGCCAAGUCGGAAAGGCGCACAUCCAGAGUGUCACGCAAGGGCUCACGUGAUGCUGCUGAUCACAUGACUAUCCAGAUGGACGACUCAGAUUCCAUCACAGUCUCGGAGCAGAGCGAACCUUCGGCAGAGUGUUGGCAGAACAUGUACAAACUGCUCAACUUCUACUCGCUGAUAUCCGACCCCACAGGGAUCCUAGAGAAGAGCCAGGAAAAUGUCCCCUCAGAUGGUGGAAGAAGCCCUGCGGAGCCUCCGUGUCGGUUGACGUUUGAGUCUGAGACAGAGUCGCCACCGAAUAGGCAGGGUCGUAGACGGAGCUUGGUGAGUUCAGAGCCUCAACAUGUGACUCUGAUAGUGUUUGGUGUAGGUAUGGUAAACCGUACACACCUGGAGGCAGAUAUUGGAGGCCUGACUAUGGAGGCUGAAUUAAAGAAAAUCCACGGCAGCUUUACGCUGAAAGAGAAAAUGAAAGAUAUUCUUCAUCAGAAGAUGACAGAGACAUGUGCAUCAGCCCAUAUUGGUGGUGUGAACAUUGUGCUGUUGGAGGGCAUUACACCAGACAUCCAACUGGAGGAUUUCCCAACCUCCCCUACCAGCACAGCCAAGCAAGAGUUUCUGACUGUGGUGAAGUGUAACAUUGCUAAGUCUCAGGCUCUGUACAGUGCUCAGCGUGGACUCAAGACUAAUAAUGCUGCAGUGUUUAAAGUGGGUGCCAUUAUGAUCAACAUCCCACAACACCCUGCAACACUGCAUAGCAUGAUGGUCCGCAGCUCCCAUCAGCUAUCUAAACAGAUUUCGGACCUUAUCCGCCAGCCAUCCAACCCUCCACCCCCAAGCAGGGAAGAAACACCCACCCCACAGCCAUCUGAAAAAGCCUCAAGUAUCAACCAAACUCCAGUCGAGGCCAACGUGUUUCCACAGCUGCCUGAAGGACUGGAGAAGAAGCCCAUCGUCCUAAAGUUUAGCGCUAUGCUGGACGGGAUCACUAUUGGUGCAGCCUUGCUGCCCUCGCUCAAGGCAGAGUACAAAAUGGGAAGAAUGAAGAGCCAUGGAAUGACAGGUGCCCAGACAAGGUUUACAUUUGAGCUACCCAGUCAUAAGCUGUGUUUCCAGUCUAAACUGUCCCCAGUGGAUGUGUCAUCCGUUCCUCCCUCAGCCAGUUUGACCCUGCCGCCAGUUAUUAUGUCUGGAGAGUACAUCAUUCAAGAACACGAGGGUCACAGUGAAACGGGCUGGGCCCAUGACGACAUGCCCACCAAACAGGGCAACUAUCUGCAGGGCAACUACCUGCGCUGUAUUGCUGAGGUUGGCUCAUUCGAGCACAGCCUGACCACAGACCUGCUCAAUCACCUGGUCUUCCUACAGAAGGUCUUCAUGAAAGAGGUCAAUGAGGUCAUCCAGAAAGUCUCAGGAGGCGAGCAGCCCAUUCCCUUGUGGAAUGAGCAUGAUCUGUCAACUGAUGGAGACAAACCUAAAAUCUUGCUAUACUCCCUCAACCUCAUGUUUAAGGGUAUUCAGGUGACAGCCACCACUCCAUCUAUGAGAGCGGUGCGUUUUGAGACUGGUUUGAUCGAACUGGAACUCUCCAACAGAAUUCAGUGCCAGUCUACACCAACCGGAAGCAGCUACCUAAAGCUCUUUGGGAAAUGUCAAGUAGAUUUAAACCUAGCUCUAGGACAAAUUGUAAAACACCAGGUCUAUGAGGAGGCUGGGUCGGAUUUCCAUCAGGUUGCAUAUUUCCGCACACGCAUUGGCUUACGCAAUGCUUUGCAAGAGGAGAUUAGUGGCUGCUCUGACAAAGAAGCUGUUCUUAUUACACUCAACAGGCCGAUAGUAUUUGCCCAGCCAGUGGCCUUUGACAGAGCCGUGCUGUUCUGGCUGAACUACAAGGCAGCAUAUGAUAACUGGAAAGAGCAGCGGCUGGCAUUGAACUCUGAUAUCCACAUGGCCACUAAAGAAGUUGUGGACAAACUACCAGCGAUCCAGCAGACCAGCGUGCAGGCCUUCAGCACUCUCUUUCUCCAGCUCACAGUCAAUGACCUGGGCAUCUGCCUACCUAUCACCAGCGCAUCACAGGCCAAUCUCAAUUUGGACUUUGAUGCAGGCUCAGCAUUGGUGCUGACCAUAGAGAGUACUCUGAUCACAGCUUGCUCUUCUGAGUCUCUGGUCAGUAAAGGUCACUUUAAGAACUUUUGUAUCCGUUUUGCUGAGGGCUUUGAGACCUCCUGGGACGACUGGAAACCUGAUCUUAGAGGAGACCUGGUUAUGAAUGCAUGUGUUGUUCCAGAUGGUACCUAUGAAGUUUGCUCUAGAACUACAGGCCAGGCCUCAGCAGAAAGCAACAGUGCAGGAACAUGGACGCUGAACGUCCUGUGGAAAAUGUGUGGGAUAGAUGUCCACAUGGACCCCAAUAUUGGCAAGCGUCUCAACGCUCUUGGAAACACCCUAACCUCGCUGACUGGUGAAGAAGACAUUGAUGAUAUUGCUGACCUUAACUCUGAACACAACGAUGAUCUGUCCGAUGAAGAUGAGAGUGAUGACAUGUCCCCCACUGUACACAUGUGUGUGGAUGGGGAUCUCAGCCCCAGAGUCUCAUUCAGGAAGCGGCUGGUGAACAGUAUUCUUGGUAUUAGCCCUACGUCGUCCCCCCACUCACCUCCGGCAUCCUCAGAGUAUCGGGAGGUUUCCAGUGCGAGCUCGAUCACUCGCGCCAAGUCGAGAAGCGUUCGCCUGCCUCCUUCUGCCUGUGCACAAACGUCUAGACACCCUAGACCCCUGUCAUGGGGCUGUGAGUCUGUUGACCUACGCAGGCAGGUUGCUAUAAAUAAUCAGAUUGUUGAUGCUCGAGGACGCAAGUUCACCAAGCGCCUAGUGGACAUCAGAGAGCUCAACGAACAAGCCAGAGUCAUCGAUGACCUCAAAAAAUUGGGAGCGAGUGAAGGCACUAUAAAUCAGGAAAUUCAGAGGUAUCAGCAGCUGGAGUCGGUUGCAGUGAACGAUAUCCGCCGUGAUGUGCGCAAGAAACUCCGCCGCUCAAGCAUGAGGGCAGCGUCUCUGAAGGAUAAAUGGGGUCUGGGAUACAAACCCAGCUACAACAGGUCAAAAAGCAUUUCAGCCACAGGUAGACCAGCAUUGAAAAGGAUAGAGAGACAGAGUUCCAGACUGGGAGAUAUGGAUGACCUGCCAGAUAUUAAAGUGGACGUUGCUUCUCCAGGGCCAAGAGUGACAUUCAAUAUUGACACGAUGAGUAAUGUGGCAGCGGACACCCUACAAACUCCGCACUCACCCCCACAGAGUCCAGCCAGCUCUGUCUUCAAGUUCCCAGAGGAGACAGAGGUGGACUUGUUGUCUGUCAGCAUUGAUGAUCAUGCUCCCCAUUGCCCAUCAUGCUCAGUGUUCAGUGCACCUGGCACACCUGAAGUCUUCUCACCCAGCAUUCCCUUCCAGCCUGAUGACGGUCGCCGUGAUGACCUGUCCACCUCUUCUUCUGAGGACACAGACAAAGAAGAAGAGAUUGACCGUGAGAGAGCACCUGGUUUUACCCGCCGGACAGGAACAUCUCAGAGGAAGUCUAUAGGAUUAGCAGCCUUAUUUAGUGAGCGCUGGCCGGGCACGCCUUCACAGCGUGGAGCAGUGAUUCCGCCCAGUGAGCGGAACAUUGACUUUGAGUUGGACGUCCGUGUAGAGAUCGACAGUGGCAAGUGUGUGCUACACCCCAGCACCCAGCUGUCAGAGAAUGAGGAGCUUGCAUCACGCAGAAGUUGUGAUCGAAGCUCGCGGAGUUUGGAUCAGGAUUCUCCCCCAAAGAGGCGAAAGCUGCAGCCCAGCUUUACCUCCAGCUCGAACAUGCUAAACUCCAAGAGAGUGCCUUCCUCCCUCCAGAGCAAGAGCAGUGACACAGAGAACACAGUCUUCUACAUCCCUGGAGUGGACGUCAAGUUGCACUACAACUCCAAGAUUCUGAGGACUGACUCGCCCAACACCUCACGUGGCUCUUCUUUACCCAGAACUCUCUCCAAAGAGUCCAAGCUGUAUGGUAUGAAAGACUUGCCCAGCCCAGUGGCCAUGGCACCUGGCAAGACUAACACCCUCCUGUCCCCUCCUCCCCAACCCCCUCCUCCUCUAACCUCAGCUAAAGGUAAGCCGAGUGUCGGGGUAAAGACAGCUAAGCUUUAUGCAUGGGUGGCCCUCCAGACGCUUCCAGAAGAAAUGGUGAUUAGUCCCUGUCUGCUGGACUUUCUUGAGAAAGCCUUAGAGACCAUCCCUAUUACCCCAGUGGACAGGAACUAUACAACACUGAGUGCACCUGAGGAGGACGUCGGACAUUUCGACUCUGUAGAUCCACUGGAGGAGUCUCAGGUCUCUUUGGUGUCGUCCUCGACCUCUUCAUAUUCGUCAUUCCCCGUGGAUGUCGUUGUCUAUGUCCGGGUUCAGCCAUCUCAGAUACGCUUCAGCUGUCUGCCCAUGUCCCGUGUGGAGUGCAUGCUAAAACUGCCCUCUCUGGACCUCGUCUUCUCCUCCAAUAGAGGUGAGCUGGAACCCCCUAGCGCCACCCACCCGGCAGACAACCAGCACACACCUUCUUCUACACCCCCGUCUGUGCACAGUGCUUUCAAAAUACCUGGCAGCAAAGGUCCACCCUCCGGUUUCGGUAGUCCUCUGGGGCGGAGCCGACAUAGCAGCAGUCAGUCUGAUUUGACUGGCCCAGCCACCAACUCCUCAGGGCUGAGCUUUACAGCGUGUAUGUCUGAUUUCUCUCUCUACGUGUUUCAUCCAUACGGCGCUGGUAAACAGUCUGCUAAGUCUGCUGUAACUGGCCUGCCACCCGGCCCAGGACCUCUGGGAGCAGUGGAGGAGGAGAGCACCUCAGUGACAGGCAGAAAGGAUUCUCUCUCUAUUAACCUGGAGUUUGUUAAAGUCAGUCUGUCCAGGAUGAGGCGGACGGGAUGCGUCUCCUUUUUUGACACCUCUACAAUCGGCAAAGGAGGCAAGAUGGACACCACACUCAUUAACAUCUCAGCUGUGUGUGAUAUCGGCUCGGCUUCCUUAAAGUAUGACAUGAGACGCCUCAGUGAGAUCUUGGCCUUCCCAAGAGCCUGGUACCGUCGCAGUAUUGCUAGGAGAUUGUUUUUAGGAGACCAGACCAUCAACCUACCAGCAUCAGGUCCAGCCACCCCAGACUCAGCUGAGAGUGUAGCCCAGCACCUGUCUCCUGAGUCCUCCCGAAAAGCCUACUGGAGGACGUGGGACAGUCAGUCAGCCCAGCAUACUUCGUCUAGCGUAUUUAAUGAUUCCACCCCACCCAGCCACACACACCUUAAAUCCCCGGCUAUGGGACGCUCACGCAGUGUGUCAGACUCAUCCGCACCCCGCAGAGAUUCUGUGACCAAGACGUCCACCCCAGCCGCCCGCAAUAACAAGGCAUCAGCACAACAGGGAUCACCAUGGGAGACACUGGUGGUGUUUGCCAUCAACCUCAAACAGCUCACCGUUCAAAUGAACAUGAGCAAUGUCAUGGGCAACAACACAUGGACUACAAGUGGUUUAAAGAGUCAGGGGCGUCUGUCUGUGGGCAGUAACAGAGAUCGAGAGAUCAGCAUGUCUGUGGGACUGGGCCGCUCCAAACUGGACUCUAAAGGAGGAGUGGUGGGAGGAAACAUAGACGUCAACACACUCGAGAUGGUCUCCCACAUCUCAGAACAUCCCAACCAGCAACCCAGCCAUAAGAUUCAGAUUACCAUGGGUUCAACAGAGGCUCGACUGGACUACAUGGGCUCGAGCAUCCUGAUGGGGGUCUUCAGCAAUGCUGACCUGCAGCUCCAGGAUGAGUGGAAGGUCAAUCUUUGCACUGAGGCUGGUCUGUCAGAGAAAAGUGAGAUCUUUGUGCAUGGAGACCUGCAGUGGGAUAUCUUUCAGGUGAUUAUCUCUCGUUCCACCACCCCUGAUCUUAUCAAGAUCGGCAUGAAGCUGCAGGAGUUCUUUACUCAGCAGUUUGACACCAGCAAGCGCGCCCUGUCCACCUGGGGACCAGGGCCCUACCUGCCCCCAAAAACACCUGUACCUAAUGUGGAUAAAGGAGUUGCUGAACUAUAUAUGGAUGCGGCUCAUCAUCGCCAUUGGCCAGCUGUACUAAAAAUGGUGGCUGGCUGUCACAUCUCACUCUUUCAGAUGCCACUGCCUGAAGAUGCUGUGCAACUAGGUGGCUCAAUGAGUCUCCAUGGAAACCACAUGACUUUGGCUUGUUUCCAUGGGCCAAACUUUCGCUCCAAGUCAUGGGUUUUGUUUCACCUAGAGGAGCCAAACAUUGCCUUCUGGACGGAGGCACAGAAGAUCUGGGAGGAUGGUUCAAGUGAUGACUCAACCUACAUUGUGCAGACUUUAGACUUUCACCUUGGACACAAUACCAUGGUGACUAAGCCAUGUGGUGCACUGGAGAGUCCCAUGGCAACCAUCACAAAGGUUACCCGCCGCCGCCACGAGAACCCACCCCACGGAGUGGCCACAGUCAAGGAGUGGUUCAGCUAUGUCACUGCGAUGAGGAAUGAAGAGCUGAAUCUGCUGCGCAAUGUGGAUGCUAAUAACUCAGAGAGUGGUGCUGCAGCUAAGAGCUCCAGCCUGCUUAGUGGUUUCCGAGGCUCCUCCAGCUACAACCAUGAGACUGAGACCAUCUUUGCUCUGCCCAGGAUGCAGCUUGACUUCAAAUCUAUCCAUGUGCAGGACCCUGAGGAGCCCUCUUUGAGUGGUACAGACCCCAGCAGCAAGCCCAAAGUGGAGUGCAGUGUGGUGACCGAGUUCACCGAUCAUAUCUGUGUUACCAUGGAUGCCGAGCUUAUUAUGUUCCUGCAUGAUUUGGUGUCUGCCUACCUAAAGGAGAAGGAAAAGGCCCUGUUUGCCCCACGUUUAUCUGCAUCACGGCCGGGUCAGAAGAGCCCCACGGCGCAGCAGGAUGACAGCACAGCCGACAAAGAGAAACCCAAAGAGGAUGGAGUAAACUACACCACGGUGGACUGGAGAGAGUUUCUCUGCAACACUUGGCACCUUGAGCCCACACUGAGGUUGAUUUCGUGGACAGGCCGGAAAAUUGACCCGGUGGGAGUGGACUACAUUCUGCAAAAGCUGGGCUUUCAUCACGCAAGAACUACGAUUCCUAAGUGGCUGCAAAGAGGAGUGAUGGACCCACUGGAUAAAGUUCUGUCUGUUCUCAUAAAGAAAUUAGGAAAUGCACUGCAGGAUGAAAAGGAAAAGAAAGGACUACGAGAUAAGGAGGAACAUUAAUGCACUUUCAGUUUCAUUCCCCCUCUCUCACUCAACUCAACUCGCUCCCUAAAUGUGAGCCCUUAAUCACUACACCUACCAUAAGCUCAUGUGAAACACUGGAUUUGUUACUCAUACUGUGCAGUUUGCUUACUCUCUUACACACACUGUACCAGUAUAGGCAUUAAUGUUUACUAGGGUGCAAUGUGGCAAUUUUGCUUGGAAUGUGCUCUCUUUAUUAUGGUAAAUUUGGCUCUAAUGUCAUCAGUAUGUAACUUGCUGCUAAAUGCCAGCUGGAUUUUGUUACAUGAAUUACAGGCACUUAUUAAUUUGAGGGUUUUAAAGACUUUAUUACUGCUAACUGCUGGUGAGACCUGAGCCUUCAUAAGUGUUUUUAUUGUAUUUUUUUUUUAAGUUGUGCAUUUUAAUCCUAAAAUGUACUACUUGUAAAGUCUACAGCAUGUUGUAGUAAUAGUGUCCCAAGUGUGACUAAAAUUCCAAUCAUAUUUAAUUUUUAUACUAAUAUUUUUAUUAUUUUCAGAAACGGGACACACAUUGUCCUGUUGAAUAUUUUUCUACCAGUGUGUGGGAGCAUGUGUUCUUAAACCGUUUAUUUAAAAGUGACCAAAUGCUAUAAAACUAAUUCUGAGCUACACUGGGCUAGAAUCAGUUGCAAGUUUUAACAAGAUCAAAUCUCUGAUUGUAUUUGAUAAUGUGAAUCUUUCUAAUAUUGUAUGCGAUUUAUAUUCCCAUGCACUGCAAAAUAUUUUAAUAUCUUGUAACCCAUAACUUGUUAGGCCUGUGGUGAUUUUAUUUUUUAUUUUUUAAUGUAUUGUGCAAUAGACUACUGUAAAUACAGAUGUUCAGUGUGCUUUACCUGAAUAAAAUGAUUGCAACUGUGA